Messenger RNA from Punctularia strigosozonata HHB-11173 SS5, 964 nucleotides. RefSeq lists its product as uncharacterized. The transcript is spliced from 2 exons. Gene Ontology annotation, molecular function: DNA-binding transcription factor activity, RNA polymerase II-specific; RNA polymerase II cis-regulatory region sequence-specific DNA binding; protein dimerization activity. The annotation marks the transcript as partial. Lineage: Eukaryota; Fungi; Basidiomycota; Agaricomycetes; Corticiales; Punctulariaceae. Gene Ontology annotation, biological process: regulation of transcription by RNA polymerase II. The record is from RefSeq and is a predicted model, not a curated record.
GUCACGGACUCAGCCGCCGUCGCUACGCCGGAUCAAGUGGCGUGCGAAUGAUCUACCCGAGAUGCACCCGUGCGAACUCCGGCUAUAGUCUUGCCGGUCCGGGCCCGUCGUCUGCCGUCCCCCGCAGGAUGAACAGAGUAUGGCUCUCUGCCCAAAUCCUCGAUGAUGCAGUCCCCGCACGACCCCGCAAACGACCAGCUAUCCGUCCUCGCCUUCCCCGAGAUUGAUUUCACGUUCGACCCCACCCAGUUCGACCCCGCCCUGUUUCCGCCUCCUCCUCCUCUUCCGGCCUCCGCUGAUCUUUUCACCCCUUCCGAGGCGACGGACUUUUUCGGCUUCCUCGACACGCUCAACUUCGAGCUCGACCCCGAACAAAAUCUGUUCCAGGAUGAUCCCGCUUUGAACCCACCGCGUCAUGCCGCACCCUACUCGAACCCCCAUACGAAUACAGCGCCAGAACCGUCUGCCGCGUCGAAGCGGACAUCUACGCGGCCCUCAUCUUCGAGGGGCGUGCGCGGAUCUUCCGAUGACGUGAAAGCUGUAUCCCCGGUCGCUGCAAGUCCCGCUGCGCCAUUCCGUUCUCCGCCCUCGCUUUCCGACAUUCCGGAACAACCACCCCAACCAAGACCUGGCACCGCCGCUGCUAUCGCCCGCCAAAAGCCUCUCCUCUCCACGCCGCAGAAGCGCUUGAAUCACAUCAUGUCCGAGCAGAAACGUCGGAACGCUAUCCGGGAUGGCUAUGCCCAGCUCAUCUCGCUCCUGACCCCAGCUGGUGCUCAAGGCGAGAUUAUGCUACCAACACGCGGCAGGCCAAAAGGCAGUGGGAGCAGGAGCAAAGGACGCGGACAGGGAAAGAGCGGCGUGCUGUUCCGGGCGGUGGAGUAUUGCAAGUGGCUCGAGGAGGGACGAGAUGCUCUGAAGGCAGAAAUGAUCAUGUUGUAUCAUAAAAAGUUCGCACCGUGCG